Molecule: messenger RNA, 760 nt
Organism: Ceraceosorus guamensis
Lineage: Eukaryota; Fungi; Basidiomycota; Exobasidiomycetes; Ceraceosorales; Ceraceosoraceae
Exons: 1
Coding region: 97-564 (155 amino acids)
Source: RefSeq, a predicted model, not a curated record
UUCGUGAUGAAUCAAGACUGAGCGACACUCAACAUUGGGUCUUGCCAUCGCUUUACUCUCAGCGCGCUCGCACGCCGAUCUAUCUCUCAUCCGCCCAUGGAGCUGUACAACAACACUCGUUUUCAACGACCGAUCUCUGCGGAUUCUCACCAGCAUUUGUACACGAGGCUCGCCGCACCACACUCUUUCGACUCGGUAUCGCUACUUUUUAGCAGCAGCUCUCCGCGACCGGGGAGAUGGCUGAAGAUUUCCAAUCUAUCUGCUACCCGUCGGUCGACACGCAACUGUACAGUCUAUCUCAUCAUAGGCACUCUCGGUACCCUUGAGGCUCGCCUUUUCUCUCUUUUCCUUCGCUUCUUGAAAACAACUAGCUUGUUCAAAUCCACUUGUCCUUCUCCAGGCCACGGUUUCUGUUUGCACUCGCAUGCAGGUUUGAUCAUUUCUACAUACAGUACUAUCCCAUUCGCUCUCGCCGCUCCACCACCAUUGCAUCCUUUCGGUUUGACAUUGAUGAUUUUUUCCCCAUCUUGUUGCCAGUCAAUGCGUAUGCCUGUGCUUCGUUGAAGACUCCCAUGCGGUAAGCUCCUAGGCUCGAGCUACCUGAGCGUCCAAAGUCUGUUGCAACUCCACAAUCAUCAACAGCAUUCGAGAGCAUGGAUGAGCAUCAUCAUCACUGCUGUGCCUCUUACUGUGAAUAGCUCGUCAGAAGUCGGACAUUCCACUCGGAUGCGACGAUCUCGGUCUUGGCGACCUUGUCCUC